CGGACCUCACAGCAUGGAAGUGUCCUUCCGACUCCUGGCCUGCUUGGUGUGCAUCGUCCCGAUGGGAUCACUUGUGAGAACUAAGAGAGAUACCACUGGGAACUUGCUCAACACAGAGAUGAACAGUGCGCCCGCCCAGCGCUGGUCCAUGCAGGUGCCGGCCGAGGUGAGCGCGACGGCGGGCGAGGCCGCGGUGCUGCCCUGCACCUUCACGCACCCGCACCGCCACUACGACGGGCCGCUCACAGCCAUCUGGCGCGCGGGCGAGCCUUUCGCCGGCCCGCAGGUGUUCCGCUGCGCCGCGGCGCGGGGCAGCGAGCUGUGCCAGACGGCGCUCAGCCUGCACGGCCGCUUCCGGCUACUCGGCAACCCGCGCCGCAACGACCUGUCGCUGCGCAUCGAGCGCCUCGCGCUGGCCGACAACGGCCGCUACUUCUGCCGCGUCGAGUUCGCGGGCGACGUCCACGACCGCUACGAGAGCCGCCAGGGCGUCCGGCUCCGCGUGACGGCCGCUCCGCGGAUCGUCAACAUCUCUGUGCUACCAGGCCCAGGGCACGCCUUCCACGCGCUCUGCACGGCUGAAGGAGAGCCAUCGCCCGCCCUCACCUGGUCCGGCCCGGCCCUGGGCGACGGCUUGGCCGCCACUCGGAGCCCAGGUCAUGAUCCCGGCCACCAGGUGACCGCUGAGCUGCCCGCACUGGCCCACGACGGCCGCUACACGUGUACGGCCUCCAACAGCCUGGGCCGCGCCGAAGCCAGCGUCUACUUGUUUCGUUUCCACGGCGCAUCCAGGGCGUCGACGACCGCCCUCCUGCUCGGCGCGCUCGGCCUCAAGGCGCUGCUGCUGCUCGGCGUUCUGGGCGUUCGGGCCGCUGCCCAUCAUCGCCUAGAGCACCCAGUCACCCCGGAUGCUCUGCCAAGGCCCCAGGCUCAGGAGUCCAAUUAUGAAAAUUUGAACCAGAUGAGCCCCCGGGGCCCACCAGCAGCUGUGUGUUCACCAUGAGGAACCCACUGGCCACCCACAUCCACUGGUCACCGCGAGGAACAAAGGCCAACAGGAGGCUUGGCUGGGACGGCCUUUCCUGGCUCCCGGGCACUGUGACAGCCCCAGCCCAGCGACACCCGGAGGUCAGGACCGUGCUCACAGAGGCUCAGAGGUCUCCCGUAUGGACUUCGGUCUUCGAGCCCCAGCAAUAUUUCUCUCUAUGGGGCAGCAGUUUGAAAGUGUGUGUAUGUGUGUGUGAGCAUGCAUGUGUGCACAGGAACCCAAGUGUGACCCUUCUGGAAAGCUCUUUUCACCUAUUCUUACUUAGAACGGAGCAAAGCAGGCAGGACACUGGUCAUAGGGGUCUCCAGGCCCCAGUUCCAUCUGGGUUCUGUCACUGACUUGCUAUGGGGGCCAAGGCACUUUUUCACUUCUCUGUUGAACUUGUCCACUAUCGAAUACAGACGGUUUUAUUCUUCCCUCCCGGCUUAGGGGCUCUCAGGGUCUGAGCACAAAGUGGAUGUGGAAGGGCUUUGGGCAGUACAAGGCCGUCCACAGACAUGAGCAGGGUUACA
This is a messenger RNA of Odocoileus virginianus texanus, 1560 nucleotides long. It is a transcript of the gene SIGLEC15, whose product is annotated as sialic acid binding Ig like lectin 15. The record is from RefSeq and is a predicted model, not a curated record. Gene Ontology annotation, biological process: regulation of actin cytoskeleton organization; regulation of osteoclast development; regulation of bone resorption. Lineage: Eukaryota; Metazoa; Chordata; Mammalia; Artiodactyla; Cervidae. Gene Ontology annotation, cellular component: plasma membrane.